Schistocerca piceifrons (Central American locust) is the source of this 906-nucleotide messenger RNA. Its product is annotated as cilia- and flagella-associated protein 251-like. NCBI's taxonomy places the organism in Eukaryota, Metazoa, Arthropoda, Insecta, Orthoptera, Acrididae. The record is from RefSeq and is a predicted model, not a curated record. The coding region runs from base 1 to 906 and encodes 301 amino acids. The transcript is spliced from 3 exons.
AUGGGUGUGUGUACACUUUGGCAGACAUUGUGGUCGCCACUCGUCACCUGUCCACCUGUCUGGCUGUUGUUCGCGUGGCCUGGACAGGGACAGAGGGGCGGGGCGGCAGGGCGUGUAUCCUCCGCGUGGCUCCAGAGCGAGGCGGCGGCGGCGGCGGCGGCCAGCGCCGCGCACAUAAACGUCACGCGCGGCGCGACGCCCAUUGUGCGUCGAGUGCGCGGCUGCGCGCGGCACCACAAUGCCGCCUCGCCGCCAUCUUGUCAGCGGUCUUUUGUUUCUGCAGAUUUAUUAGGAAGGAGGAGGAAGAGGAGGAAGAGAAGGAGGAGGAAGAGCAAGAGGAGGAAGAGAAGGAGGAGGAAGAGGAAGAGGAAGGAGGAGAAGGAGAAGGAAGAGAAGGAGGAGAAGGAAGAGGAAGAGAAUGAGGAGAAGGAAGAGGAAGGGAAUGAGGAGAAGGAAGAGGAAGACAAGGAGAAGGAAGAGGAACAGAAGGAGGAGGAAGAGAAGGAGAAGGAGGAGAAAGAGAAGGAGAAGGAAGAGAAGGAGAAGGAAGAGGAGGAGGAAGAGGAAGAGAAGGGGGAGGAAGAGGAAGAGAAGGGGGAGGAAGAGAAUGAGAAGGAGGGGGAAGAGGAAGAGAAGGAAGAGGGGGAAGAGGAAGAGAAGGAGGAGGGGGAAGAGGAAGAGAAGGAGGAGGGGGAAGAGAAGGAGGAGGAAGAGGAAGAGAAGGAGAAGGAAGAGAAGGAGGAGGAAGAGAAGGAGGAGGAAGAGAAGGAGGAGGAAGAGAAGGAGGAGGAAGAGGAGGAGGAGGAGGAAGAGACGGAGGAGGAAGAGAAGGAGGAGGAGAAGGAGAUGCCUUGUGGGAGAGAGGCCAGGUUCACUCCACCAUACUACACUUACAAGAAUGGUUAA